This is a messenger RNA of Musca domestica (house fly), 1507 nucleotides long. RefSeq lists its product as uncharacterized. The record is from RefSeq and is a predicted model, not a curated record. Bases 149 to 1393 code for a protein of 414 amino acids. The transcript has 5 exons. Lineage: Eukaryota; Metazoa; Arthropoda; Insecta; Diptera; Muscidae.
AGUUCGUUCUUCGCAGACGACAGACAGUGUGCGGUGAUCGUCGACCCUUAGCAGAGUGAAUUUUUGAACAAAACCUACGAAUUUAAAAAAAAAACUCUUGUGUUGAAAUUUGAAAACAAUAACCAAAAUUUGUUAAACGGGAUUUACAAUGGCCGAUGUACCCAGAAUUGCUGAUCUCGCCCCAGUGAUAGAACCCCAUUUGAAUGGUGGCAAAUUGGUGUCGUACACAAGCCGUUAUCUCACGAAGCCAGGUGAAAAUUAUGGCAGUGUUAUGUUGGCCAUAACGGUCAAUGUUGAAAAGCCCACUGGGGAAACCGAAGACAUACCCCUAAUUGCUAAAUUGCCACCCAUUACAAAUGAUCUAUUCUGGGCAUUAUUUCAACCGGAUCGCACAUGUCGCACAGAAAAUGCCGUAUACAAAUAUUUAAGUUCAGCCAUACGGGAUUUACAGCUGGAAGCCGGCAUACCAGAGGGGGAACUUUUUGAAGGUUUUCCAAAAUACUAUGGUAGUAGGAUUUCUCUAAAUCCCGAUGCAGAACAAGUAGAUCGUGAUGCAGUGUUGUUACAGGAGAAUUUACAAACAUCGGGAUUUAAGGCCGGCAAUCGUCAUGUCAUGUUUAAUUAUCUACAGACCAAAUGUAUUUUAGUCGAAUUGGCCAAAUAUCAUGCCUUGCCCAUUGCAUUGAGGCUUAAGAGGCCUGAGUAUUUUGAUAAAAAUAUCAGACCAUAUUUCCGUAGAUUUAAUAUGAACAAUAUGCCACCUGAGGUUAAGGAGACCAUGGAUAGGGACAUGAUCAAGGACGUUUCCCUUGCCACCGAUAACAAUGAAAAUUACAUCAAUCGCUUUGUGGAAUUGAUGAAGGAAUACGAUGAAUUUCUAACUCAGGAUGAUGCCAAGGAUGACCUCUACACCACCAUUGUCCACUGUGAUUUGUGGAUUAAUAAUUUAAUGUUGAAAUAUGAUGAAAAUGGCGUAGCCCAAAAAGUGAAAUUUGUCGAUUUCCAAAUUGCCCAAUAUGAAAGUUUAGCUCAUGAUAUUAUCUUUUUGUUAUUCUCCAGCGUGGAAAUACCUGUCUUGGAUCAACACAUGGAUGAAUUUUUAAUAUUGUAUUACAAUGCAUUUAUUGAUUGCUUGAAAUCGCUAAAUGUAGCCACGGAUAAAUACUCAUUGUUGGGUUUCAUGAAGGAAAUCCAUCGCAGCGCCCCCGUUGAAAUAUGCCACGCCACAUUUAUGACGAAAAUUAUUUUGGCCGAUAACAGCACCAUGCCCGACGACUUCAAGGACAUGAACAUGGAAGUGAUGAGCAAAAAUGUGGGCGGAAAGAAAAUAAAAGAGAAAAUUGCGGCAAUGAUACGUUUAGCGGAGAAGUAUCGACUUUUAUACAAGGACUAAGAACAUUUAGAAAUUAAAAAAAAAAUAAUAGAAAAUGUUUUACUUAUAAGUAGACAAAUGUGAAAUUCCAUUAUAUUUUAGCUGAAUUACUAUAAAAUAGAACAAAAUUAAAAA